AUGGCGCAGGUUUCGAAGAAGUUGGGUUUGUUCGAACGUGUCCGAGCCGUAUGCCAUUCAGAAUCAAUUCCGAUUCCUGGAGUUGUGGUUGUUGGAGACCAGUCCUCCGGCAAGUCCUCGCUCUUGGAAAACAUCUCGGGCAUUCGUUUUCCGAGAUCGCAAACCACUUGUACAAGGAUGCCUUGCGUGCUGCAACUGCUCUCGGAUCCAACAGUGGGAGAGCCAUUUGCAGAGGUCUCAAUGGAUCCCAGUUUUGCUGAUGCAACAAAAUGCUCUGUGCUGGAUGUUGAAGAGCAAAUCAAAAAGGCCACUACGAAGCAUGCGACGGGGAACCAGAUUACGAAGGAGGCGCUGUAUGUUCGAGUGGUUCGCCGUGAAGGACCCCAGCUGAGUCUGAUUGAUCUUCCUGGCAUCACGCACAACGCCGACAAGAUGGAGGACAUCCAUGAGGUCACAGCCGGAUUGGCAGAAGAGUACAUCAAAAGGGAGGAGAUGGUAGUCCUUUGCGUUGAACCAGCCAUGUCCGACUUCGGUAACGCCGAGGCUUUGAAGUUGGCGAAGAAGUAUGACCCGGAUGGCAGUCGCACCUUGGGUGUUGUCACCAAGUGCGAUGAUGCGGCAAACGCAGAAGAAUGCGAUUUAGCUGAGAAGGUUGGGAUGGUGCGAGAGUCAGAUGUCCGGCUUGCGCUGGGCUAUCACUGCGUGGUGAAUCCCUCUCAGAAUGACGUCAAUGAAGGCAGGAGCCGAGAAGAUCAUUUGGCCAAGGAGAGAACAGUUUUUACAGAGAGCGAACGGAUGAGGAAGAUACCGAAAGAGAAUUGGGGCAUCGAGGCAUCGAGAGGUUGA
Cladocopium goreaui is the source of this 846-nucleotide messenger RNA. The record is from the annotation of a GenBank genome assembly. NCBI's taxonomy places the organism in Eukaryota, Dinophyceae, Suessiales, Symbiodiniaceae.